AUGAUUGCAAAAGAGAGGAAGAAGCAUGAAGGCGUCGGUGCCUAUAAAGACGAGCUUUGUGCAAAGAUUGAGACCAGGAAUGCUUUGGCGGCCCAAGGGAAAGAAGAGAAGGCAACAAGGUGGAAUGAGCUCAAGUCUAUGGAGGAUGAGAAGUUGAGAGCAAAGUUUGCGGCACAAGCGAAAAUGGUAAAAGCGAAGGAGCGUAGCCUUGCAUUUGAGGAGGAGAGGCUUGCAAAAGAUAAUAAGGCCGGCGAGAAUCCUACCAUGUUCGUGGACCAAGGUACGAUGGAUGCCGUGGCAUGGAAGUGUUGGGAGCUCGCUCGUGAGGAGAUAUUAGCCCAAAAGGAGACCGUAUGUGGUGGUGGUACUACCCGUUGGGGUUAUGGUGGUGGACAUGGAGGACAUGGUGGUGGCCGUGAGGGUGAGGGUGAUGGAAAUGGAGGAGAUGGUGAUGACCGUGUGGGUGAUGGCGGUGCUGGUGAGCACAAAAGCGCUUGA
Messenger RNA from Aegilops tauschii subsp. strangulata, 498 nucleotides. NCBI's taxonomy places the organism in Eukaryota, Viridiplantae, Streptophyta, Magnoliopsida, Poales, Poaceae. The record is from RefSeq and is a predicted model, not a curated record.